AUGGUUGCGAUGAUUUAUCUCUAUGUCAUCGGAUACUCAGCAUCCUGGGGGCCAGUCCCCUGGGUGUAUCUUGGCGAGAUCUUCCCAACUCGUCUUCGCGCCUACGGUGUUGGUUUUGGUGCCGCCACGCAAUGGCUAUUUAACUUUGUCAUCACUGAGGUUACCCCUCGCGCUAUAAACAAGAUUGGCUGGAAGACUUUCCUCAUGUUUGGAAUCUUCUGCUUUGCCAUGGGAACCUUCGUCAUUGUAUUCUUCAAAGAAACUAAGGGCCGGACCCUGGAGGAGAUGGAUCUCAUUUUCGGCGCUGUUGAUGAACAGCAGAGACGCGCUGAUGUGGAACACACAUUGCAAAAAACUCAAGUCAUGCAUGAAGAGCAUGUUGAGACCAUGGGGACUGCAAAGAAUACAGAGACUUCGGAGACUAGAGAGCACAAAGAGUGA
Penicillium mononematosum is the source of this 441-nucleotide messenger RNA. RefSeq lists its product as uncharacterized. Gene Ontology annotation, molecular function: carbohydrate:proton symporter activity. The coding region runs from base 1 to 441 and encodes 146 amino acids. The transcript is spliced from 2 exons. Gene Ontology annotation, biological process: carbohydrate transport; transmembrane transport. The record is from RefSeq and is a predicted model, not a curated record. Gene Ontology annotation, cellular component: membrane. Lineage: Eukaryota; Fungi; Ascomycota; Eurotiomycetes; Eurotiales; Aspergillaceae.